Molecule: messenger RNA, 1539 nt
Organism: Sclerotinia trifoliorum
Lineage: Eukaryota; Fungi; Ascomycota; Leotiomycetes; Helotiales; Sclerotiniaceae
Source: the annotation of a GenBank genome assembly
UAGAUAACAAACGACUUCAUAAGGUCAACCAUUCAAUUGAAAUUCUUUUUGCUCUCCAUCCGGAUUUUUGCUUCGUGCUGCUGUCAUCUUAUUAUUGAGUCACCAAUUUCUAAUUUGAUCAAUAGGCAAAUUGAAGAAGCAACGGCGCUGGAAAGGAAGAUUAGCGUGCCUUUCGUGGGGAGAGGAACAGAUAAACGAACGAAAUGGCGGACGUAGCAGCAGAACUGGACGAAGGAGGACUGAAGAGAACCUUAAAAGACUUAUUUGCUGGGGCUGCUGGAGGUGUGGCACAGGUUCUAUUGGGUGAGUCUAAUUUCGUACUGGGGUUAAUGUAAUGAAUGCUCAUGGUUUGGGAUUGGGAUGACUCACGUGAGGACAGGGGAUCUGUUGGGAAGUGGGAUUGUCUUUGAGUGAGAGCAUUGAUAUGGAUUUGGUACCCUGUUUGAUGAGCUCGAUAAUAGUUCUCGAUGUCAAGCCUAUAUCCUUACUUUGUCUUUGCUAUAAGAGCUGAGAAUAAUGCAACGAAAUGAUCUGACCUCCUACCAGGCCAACCAUUCGACAUAGUCAAAGUCCGUCUUCAAACCACUACGCAAUACGCAAAUGCUCUCGAAGCCGCUCAAACCAUCUACCGCAAUGAAGGUGCUCUUGCGUUCUACAAAGGCACCCUCACACCUUUGAUCGGUAUCGGAGCCUGUGUUUCCGUUCAAUUUGGAGCAUUCCACCAAGCCCGUCGCUACCUCGAGAAUUACAACGCUUCCCGCAAUCCCCUAUCUCCAGGCCUUUCCUAUGCACAGUACUAUGCCGCGGGUGCGUUUGCCGGUAUCGCCAACUCGGGCAUCUCUGGUCCUAUCGAACACGUGAGAAUUAGAUUGCAAACCCAACCCCACGGUGCAGGAAGACUCUACAAUGGUCCCUUGGAUUGUGUUAGAAAAUUGUCUGCACAUGGAGGUGUUUUUAAAGGUCUCUAUCGUGGUGAAGCCGUUACCAUUAUGAGAGAAGCGCAAGCCUAUGGUGUAUGGUUCCUCUCUUUCGAAUACAUGAUGAACAGCGACGCAGCCCGCAACAAAAUCGAACGCAAAGAUAUUCCGAGCUGGAAAAUUGCUCUUUAUGGAGGUCUUGCUGGAGAAGCAUUAUGGUUGGCUAGUUAUCCGUUUGAUGUUGUCAAAAGCAAGAUGCAGAGUGAUGGGUUUGGGGAGAAGAUGAAGUAUAAUGGGAUGAGGGACUGCUUCGCAAAGACGUGGAGGGCGGAAGGUGCAAGAGGAUUCUGGAAGGGCAUUUUCCCCACGUUGUUGAGGGCAAUGCCAGUCAGUGCGGGAACAUUUGCGGUGGUGGAAAUGACCAUGAGAGCGAUCUCUUAGGCGAUUCAGGGGGUUAGAAGGGUGGUACAGUGGAUGUCUUGGAUGAAUUCACGAGGUGAUGAGAAUGACGCUAAGUAGCUUUCCAUAUGAACUGUUUCAGCAAGAGCGAAAGCGGGAGCACAAGCACGGCAUAGCAUAGCAUAGCAUAGCAUUAGCAAUGAACCAUUGGACAAAAUAGAUA